GGCUGCAGCAUCCGUCCCGCGUCAGUCCACUGCCGGAUUCCGUGGCGCGUGGUUCGGGUCUGCGUGGGGAGACGCGCAAGGCAGCUGUCGGAUCUUCCGGUUAGCGAGCGCGCGUCACGUUACGCGAAUAACCUCCGAUUCGAGUAAAUCGCCGCGGCGACAGGGUUACCAACUGGGUGUAACCGGGCGUUUCCGUAUUUCACGAAAACAUCGAGGAUAAAAGAAGGACAAAGAAACACGAGCGCGCUGUCGGUUGAUUUGUGAUCAGAGUCGAUCUCCGGUACCGUUCGAGGAGAAAACCGGUCGAGGGUCACGCGUGAUCCGACGUGUGAGCCGGACUGCUGUGAGCGUUUGUGUCUCGCGAUAACCGAACGAGGUUAUCGGGCACGCGGUUCUCUGUGAUUCCUCCCACGUCACAUUGCCGUCGUCAUUAUCGUCGUUGACGUCGACGUCGAAAAUUCUCGACGAUUUCUCCCGUGAUCGAGUAAUCGCCGGGGGCAUCGCGCUGCAAUCACCGAACACCUGCUGUCUUCUUGGAAGCCACGCGGGAAGAAGAAAGAUAUUUAUCUGUCACCAAAGAGCGAGUAUCAGGAUAAGAGAUGAAGAAGACGACUCUGUUAACCGUCGUAACGAUUUUGCUGUCGAUGACGACACGCGAUAUCGUAGCGGAACUUUACACCGCUUUGGCGGAUAUGGAGGAGCUGCUGGAAACGGAAGCCGUGCUGAUUGACACACUAAACGGAUACAUCACCGCGCAGGAGCAACGAUUGGCGACUCUGAGAAGAAACGUGGAGGAUUAUGCGAGAGAGCACGAGGAAGCAUCCAGAAACAUUCAGCAGUAUUUAUCGAAUCCCAUAAAUGCGUAUCUGCUGGUGAAACGGUUGACCACCGACUGGAAAAAAGUCGAGGAACUGAUAACCGAAGAUGUGGGCAAGUCCUUCGUCGCGAACAUCACGAAUUCCAGAAGUGAUCUAAAAUUUCCGACCGACGAGGAUCUCAACGGUGCUGCAGUCGCUUUGAUGAGGCUGCAAGACACGUACAAGCUCGAAACCGCGCAAGUUGCAAGAGGCGUUCUGAAUGGGGUGCAAUACAGUACUGGACUGACUGCGGGUGAUUGUUUCGAAUUGGGCCGACAAUCAUAUCACAAUCGCGAUUACUAUCACACGGUGUUGUGGAUGCAGGAAGCCAUGGACCGACUGCAGGAAGAACAAAACGCCACCACCACGUCCAAGCCUGAUAUCUUGGAAUAUUUGGCAUUUUCGAUAUACAUGCAAGGUAACGUUGCCCGCGCAUUGAGCAUGACGAACGAAUUGCUAGAAUUGGUGCCGACGCACGAGAGAGCUCUGGGAAAUCGUGCAUAUUAUCAGAAGGAGAUUCAAAGCAAGGCUAGUCAAUCGAAGAAGAAGCGAGGUGAGGACGGACAGGACGAUACAGCGAUACCCGAACAGAACUUUACUGUCGCCGAGGAGAGGGUGAAAACGUGGGAGGAAAUGACGGAGAGGGAGAGAUACGAAAUGCUUUGUCGCGGCGAAGUAUCUAUUCCGCUGGAGGUGGAGAAGAAUCUCAAGUGUCGUUACGUCGACCGUGGAAUUCCCUUCCUGAAAAUCGCGCCGUUUAAGGAGGAGGAGGCGUAUCUGGAUCCCCGGAUAGUUGUUUAUCACAACGCGAUCUAUGAUGAGGAAAUCGAGACGAUCAAGCGAAUGGCUCAACCCAGGUUUAAGCGCGCCACGGUACAGAAUUACAAGACGGGUGCCUUAGAGAUAGCGAAUUACAGAAUCAGCAAGAGCGCGUGGCUUCAGGAACACGAGCACAAGCACGUAGCGGCGGUGAGCAAACGCGUAGAACAUAUGACGAGUAUGUCCGUCGAGACAGCCGAAGAGCUCCAAGUUGUCAAUUACGGCAUUGGCGGUCACUACGAACCGCACUUUGACUUUGCCAGGAAAGAAGAAACGAAUGCAUUCAAGAGCCUUGGGACUGGCAAUCGAAUCGCUACGGUUCUAUACUACAUGAGCGACGUUGAGCAAGGCGGUGGUACCGUAUUCACCGCCAUCAACAUAUCGCUUUGGCCGAAAAAAGGUAGCGCGGCGUUUUGGUAUAAUCUUAAACCUAAUGGCGAGGGCGAUUUUAAAACCAGACACGCGGCUUGUCCAGUACUUACAGGAUCGAAAUGGGUGGCAAACAAAUGGCUGCAUGAAAGAGGCCAGGAGUUUCAUAGACCCUGCACGUUGGAAAACCAAGCGACGGACGAGGUGGACAUUAGGCACUGAAAAGAGUACUCUAUGACUUCAAUCGCAACUGCGACGGAGGAUAAAUAGAAGAAGCGCGCGUAUAUACUAAGAAAUAUAUUGGACUUCUCUACUCUGACGAAUAAAGAGACGUUUUACUCUCGAAACAGCGAUCUCCGCAAGAAGGCACGCGGUACAGACUGUCGUUUAGGAACGAAUGUGGAAAUGUCUCGGGCCGCGUGCAAAAAGCGACAGUGCAAUUUAGCGUAUAUUAAGUAAGCCGUGAGGGAGAUCGCUGCUCGUUCAUUUUCGAGAACGUCACCGGCACAAUUCGCGUAAUUUAACAUCCACACGGCAGGCUAUAAGAUUACGAUCUUUCUUGCUGAUUUCACUGUGGAACACGAUCCCUCGCAUUACGACAGCAAUUAAUGUAUCCUUAAUCGAGGUACUCAGCCGCAAGCGAAAACCGGUGAAAAGCGGCGGAGACUAUCCGGACGAGAUGAGAGAUUAAUCGGCCGCUUUAUUUCCCGUACGCUUUUCCCUUUGACCCUUUGAAACGAGCUUAGUAAAACAGAGAUGGCCACGGCUGCGCGAGGCGCGUACGAACAAAGUUACUCUUUACGAUCGUGGAUUUUACGCGCGUUUUGUUUUUCGUCUGAUUCGACGCUGCGCGACAUCUUGCAGUUUGCGACUAUACGGCAAACGUAACGCGGUGAUAUUUAGCGCUGCUGCGCGAGGUUGUUGUGGCGAGUAUAAAGUGGUGAAUGAAAGAACAGGUCGUAACUUUUGCUUUUAAACGGGAAGUAAGAGCAGAGAAAAAGAGCACUGUGCGCGUACGUAUACCAGUUUAUUGCAUCCACAGUUCGCAUCGUUCGAAAGAGCUUCUCGCGGCAGAAACAAGACUUGUUGUAAUAACCGAUCAGCCUCGCUCAUUAACGCGUUACGUUAAUUGUUUCUACGAGGGUAACCGAUGCACUAAGAUAUUACUAUACGUCAUAGCCAAAGCAAUAAUAAAUUGCGCACAUUCUGGCCAGUCUCCUCUUAUCGUAGAAUAUAGUGUGAUGUAGAAGAACGCGAUGUAACUUAUUAGCUCGUAGAUUUAAUUGUAACUCAAGCGUAAUCGUUAACGCGACCCUCACAAGUGGGGAAAGUCGCAUCUCGAUUUUGAUAUUAUCGUGCAAUAACGAGACAUUUCCGUCGGGAUGUAUUUCGGCAGAGAACGUUCUCUCGUGACGGACCGUUCUUGUCGGCUGGCUGUAAAUAACGAUGAUUCCCAAUGCAUCGUUUAAUCUUCCCGAUUGGACCAGGCUCUGUAUACGAAUUGUUUGUAAAGCGAUAAACGAUAUUGUUCCAUGACAUCGCUGCGUUCUUUAAGACAGUAAUGUAAGAACAAGCAGUGCGGUAACGUAUUCUAGAUUGCUGCAUCGCGGCGAAAUUUAAAUCCUGGACUCGAGUUCAUGAUAAAAAAAUUCUUCUGAGAAGUAAAAUUAGUAGACUUGUGCCACACAAGCUAAGAAAACAACAAAAGCACGCUAUGAUUAUUGCAACAUCAUUCGAACGAAUAACAGAAAAUCCAGAUUCGUGAAAUCAAUUGUCGUUAGACAACAGCGAGGGCUGGUUUUGAAAAUCGCCAGCGUCAAUCGCCGGACAAAGCAGGAUAGUUAAAAAGCAGGCACAUGAUUUUCUGAACGCAGGAAAGGAAGAUAAUGAGAUAUUAAUUUGUUUCCACGAUUCGAAAAGCAUCAUUCAUUACGAAUUCCUUUCGGAAGGUUGCACUGCCACUAUCCAGUAUUAUUUGAGUACUAUGGAGUAUUAGAGUAUGCUAGAAAAUCGUUACAACUAAGCCCCAGAUUAUAAAGAAUCGGGAAGCUGAUACUUGUUGCUUGAUAAAUCACCAGUUUACGAUACCAUCGCUGUACGUACAUUUUGGGCUGAAAAACAAAUGUGUGUUUUAAACUAACCACCGUAUUCGCCAGAUUUAUUAUCGUGCGACUAUCUUCUGUUCAAGACAAUUAUAGGCAAAAGUGUUACAAAAUGUUUAGUAGCAGUACACAAAAUAGAAUAACAAAUAUGAUCAAGGAUAUUAAUAAAAGUGACAUGAAUGCAUCUAUCCAUUAAUUGCAGCGUACCGAAUAUCUUAUUGAUGUAAAAAUGAAUUAUAUACCACCAGUAUGUCGUUUUCAGCAAAAUAAAUAAUAUUUUCUUUUUUUAAAUUAGUUUCUUUUUCAAUCUGUUGGGUAUAAUCGAAAUAUCAAGGACAGAUAUAUGCAAAUACUGGCAAUAUAUCGAUCAAUUUAACAAAAUUGUCGCUUUUAUGUUAUUAUAUAAUUGUGUCAUCCUUAUUGUAAACGUAUGAAACUUGAAGAACUUAUAUCUUUUUUGUCAAAUUUUUAUGAUACUAUGUCCUUUUAAUAAAAUGAUUUAUUUAAAUUUUAUAUGCGAACGCAUUUAUUGUGGGCUAAUAUUAGUUUCCGCACGAACUUGAUUAUUUUUUAGUAAAUAAAACAUGCGCGAGACGUAAGGUUGAUUCGUAAAUUCUGUGCAUAUUAAGAACUAUUGUAUUUUAUUCUAGAAAAAUGUUGUUGCGCUUUGUAUAAGUUAGAAUAUUUUAAUAUCACAUUAUUUCACGUGUUUUACAUAUUUAUUUUUAAAACUGGUUCGUUUUGAUUUGUGACGUAGAGAUACGUGCGCUAAAUAAAUAAUAACUGAAAUCGAACUUAAAGUUUAAUUAUGAAAUACAUGUAUUUUAAAAAAUACUAAUUGGCAAAGAUCUGUAACUAAAGCUAUAUACCACACAUUAGUUAGAAAAACUUCUAUAAAAUAUUAUUUUAUAACAAUAAUUUUUCAUUACUUUAUGGAGAGAGCGAAUAUUAUGUCACAUAAUGUCACUAGAACUGUUACUAUGAAUAAAUGGAGGAUGAAUAACAUUAAGAAUGCAAACCGAAUCAAUUCUAACAGCCUUGUGCGAGCGACUGAUACCUAUAUCUAAUUGUGAUUACUAUCGUUUUGUUAAAACAAAGAAAGUAAAUAAAAUGAGAUGUAUCACAUAAAUGCCUGUGACAUUCCACUGAAGUAUGUCGUUGCCAUUUAUUGUUAUUAAACUUUGUACCAUCAAAUAAUCUAAAAUAGAUAUUUC
This is a messenger RNA of Ooceraea biroi (clonal raider ant), 5361 nucleotides long. RefSeq names its product prolyl 4-hydroxylase subunit alpha-1. The record is from RefSeq and is a predicted model, not a curated record. Gene Ontology annotation, molecular function: iron ion binding; procollagen-proline 4-dioxygenase activity; protein binding. Gene Ontology annotation, biological process: peptidyl-proline hydroxylation to 4-hydroxy-L-proline. Lineage: Eukaryota; Metazoa; Arthropoda; Insecta; Hymenoptera; Formicidae. Gene Ontology annotation, cellular component: endoplasmic reticulum.